Messenger RNA from Hylaeus anthracinus, 4166 nucleotides. RefSeq names its product adenylate cyclase type 2-like (gene ACXD). The record is from RefSeq and is a predicted model, not a curated record. Gene Ontology annotation, biological process: intracellular signal transduction; cAMP biosynthetic process; adenylate cyclase-activating G protein-coupled receptor signaling pathway. Gene Ontology annotation, molecular function: adenylate cyclase activity. Lineage: Eukaryota; Metazoa; Arthropoda; Insecta; Hymenoptera; Colletidae. The coding region runs from base 780 to 4160 and encodes 1126 amino acids. The transcript has 20 exons.
GUUAGUCGACUAAUACUCCUAAAUGCAUAAGAUCCGCGGUCUAGUUAUCAGCGAACCCUGACACGUAUUCUCUUCGUCCAUCCGCUUUCUGUAAGCCUCUAAAAAAAAAAUAGCCCCAAUGAAACAGGGUGUACGCUCGCUAUCUCUCCAUCGAGUGGAAACGGCUCAGUCCAAUUACGUUCAAUUUCUCUAAUCCACAGCCGCGUUCGAAUAACUGAAAUCCACCGUUUUACUUUCAGUGGCGAAGCGGUCACCGUUUGGGCGCUGUCGCAGGAGAGAGGAAUCCCCGUCUGACUCGAGUGGAUCCCAGCGUCCUCGAAGCAGAUAGCGCUCCUACGGAACGGGGUAAUCCCCGAGGCGAAACGCGAUUCACGGACAACGACACGAGCACGGCCUUUUAUCUCCGACGGUCAGCGCGGCUCCGGCGCGCGCCACGAAAACGCUGAAAGCACGGAAAAGCGCGAUUUCGUCGCGGAAGAGGCUCUUACUUCGCGCCAACGGCGGCAGCGAGGGGGCCAGAGGGGUACACGUCCAGAGUGGCCCAUUUCCCUUAUCACGAUAAAACGGUGCACUAACGGUGGUGCCGCAGUGUCCGGCACGACGGAACGCGAGGUGUUCAGGGCAGAGCCUCGGUCGUGAGUCAUUUUCACGUACGAUCAGUUCGGUCGUGGAUCGUAGUCGCGAUGGAUCGAACAGCCGCGAGGUCGUCGUCGUUCGCGUCGUCGUCGAUCGAGUUCCUCCGAUAGCUCAUACCCGGAUAUAUAUCCUAACGCGGCAAAAUGGACGUAGAACUGGUCACUCGGGCGUCCUUGAACUCCCUCCAGACGAGGGACGACGGCAGGAUCGUCUCGCCCAACUAUCUCGAUGAGUGGACGUGGUCCAGCUUGAGAAAACAGUUCAAAUACAAGAGCCUAGAGAAGCUGUUCACGGUCUACCAGAGGAGGGUCCAGUAUGGUUAUCUGUCGCUCUUCGUCCUGCUGCAACUGGCGCUCGGCACCACGUAUUGUUUGAUCUUGGUAACAAUGGUCAGCAUCGAGAACUGCGUGCCGGACGUGGUCGUCUACAGCGUGGGAAGCGCGCUGCUGUGUCCCGUGAUAGCGCUCUCCUUCCGGUCGAAGAUCAUCGCGAAGAACACCUACAUGCCCGUCAUGCUGUCCUGCCUGAUCGUGGUGUUGCUGGUGACCGGCGACCUGGCCGUCCCGUUGUACUACACCCUCACGUACACCGAGAACAUACCACCGAUAAGACCUGCAUACGCAACGCACGCGCUCCUGGCUUGUUACGUCUUCCUACCACUCACGGAAAAUCUGCACGCUUUCAUACUGGGGAUCACGGCUACCAUGUGCUACCUGGUCACUCUCUCGUUGAUCACUUACAGGAACGCGACUGAUUUCGCCACCAAGAUUAUCACGGACACGAUUUACUUUGUUUGCGUGAACGGCCUAGGAUUGUACUUCAGAUUCAUGAAUGAGGUUUUCAUCAGGCGCACCUUCCUCGAUCGCAGGAAGUGCGUGGAAUCAACCCUGCGGCUUACUUAUGAAAAGGAUCAGGAGGAACAACUCACGCGGAGCAUACUUCCUCAACACAUAGCUGCGAAGAUCAAGAAGGACUUUAGGGAUAUUUUCAAGUUCAUAGAGGAACACAAGACGCCACCGCCUAAAGGACGAACUCAUAGUGACCUGUGCGUCGAGACGCACAACAACGUGAGCAUUUUGUACGCAGACGUGGUGAAUUUUUCUGGGCUGACCGUGGCACUUCCGGUGCGGAAAUUGGUGGAAACAUUGAACGAGCUGUUCGGAAGCUUCGACGAGGCGUCGGAGAGGCACAACGUCCUGCGAAUUAAAUUCCUCGGCGAUUGCUAUUACUGCGUUAGCGGAGUACCGACUCCAAACUCUCAGCAUGCGAAGAGCUGCGUGGAUCUAGGACUCGAUAUGAUAAAAAUCAUCAAAGAAGUGAGAGAAAGGCUGCGCCGCGAGUGCGGAGUAGAUGUUAACAUGAGGAUUGGCGUUCAUUCUGGAAACAUAAUAUCGGGGAUCCUGGGCGCCAACAAGUGGCAGUACGACGUAUGGUCGCGCGACGUUGUGAUAGCCAAUAAAAUGGAGCAGACGGGCAAACCGGGCAAAGUGCACAUCACCCAGCAGACGUUGGAUCUCGUGGACGCCAGAGAAUACAACUGCGUUCCCGUAAAGUCCUUGAACGACGAGAUUUUGAAGAAGUACGACAUCCGCAGCUACCUGAUCACGCCUCCUGUAUCCGACGACGAGCUGACCACGCAGAACAGCGAGAACACCUUGACGGUCAUGACUCCGGACUCCCCUCCGGUGGCUAACAGGCAUUACGUGAAAUUUUACAACGUCAGGUCCACCAGUGUCACGUCCAACAGGAACAGCAGACGUCUGACGGGUACCGUGAAUAAUCACGUCGACGUAUUAGCCAGCACCUACAGACGGCGGACUCACUUCAUGGACGCCUGCUUGAGGGACUAUCAUUUGAUGCUGAAAGCCGCGGAUGCGGAGAUGGAGAAUGCUAUUAAGCACAUGCCUCUCGCCAAGUGGGAGCAAUGGUUCAAAUGGGAACACAUAAACCCGUUGUUGUUAACGUUUAAGCCUUGGAACUGGGAAUGGGAGAUACCAUUUCUGAAGGAGCCCGACCCGCUCUUCAAAUUUUACAUCAGCUCCGCUGCGUUCGUUCUGAUUUUUAUGGGACUCAUUUUCUUGGUACCUACGCUUUCUUUUUCCGAAUGGCACGCGAGCACGGCGGUCAGUUAUUCGGUGACCAUGUUGUUCCUAAUCGCUCUGCUCCCGAUAGCUUGGAUGCAUUUCGCGUGGAACCGAUACAAGGACCCGCACGACGAGCACGAGGGACAAGUCCCGCAUCCUCGUAACAAGUUGUUGUGCUUUCUGUAUCAGAGCAGCCUGAAGGUUGUUUGGAGCACGUAUCUCAGGACCAUCCUCUACUUUGUAAUAACGACGAUGUUAGCAGCGUGCGCUAUGUUUGAUAUGAUCUUCGAAUGCAAGAACGUGGACGACCUUUCAACCAACAACGUAACGUCCAGUAUAGCCGAGCCCGGUGCAUCCGAUCUCGAAUGCAUAGCUACACCCUGGCAAAUGACGCAAACUUGUUCCUUGGCAAUCCUAACGAGCUUUUUGUUUCUGAGAAUCCAUUACAUCUUAAAGCUAGUAAUAGGCGUCGCGAUAGUGGGAUUUUAUUCCGGGAAUGUUUGGAUACACCGUUCGAAUUUGUUUCAGUCGGGUGACAGGUGGAAUCCGCACUUAGAACCGAGACUGGCGCACAUUUUAAGCGUAGUUUUCCUUACAUUUUCUUUGCAUCUCAUUGACCGUCAGGCGGAGUACAUGAGCAGAUUGGACUAUCUAUGGAAACGUCAGUUAACGAAGGAGCAGGACGAAGCGUACCACACGAGGAACGCCAACAAACUUCUCUUACGCAACAUCUUGCCGGAGCACGUUGCGGAGUUCUACUUGAACAUGAAUAGAACAGAGGAGAACGAGCCCUAUCACGAGGCCCACAACAACGUGGCUGUCAUGUUUGCCUCGCUGAUGGAUCUGUGCAUCGACGAGAGCGAUAUUCUGGCAGACCUGAACGAGAUCAUCUGCGAAUUCGAUAAACUGUUAUUCGAGUCGCACUUUGUUUGUCGAAUCGAAAAGAUCAAAAUUGCUGGCACCACGUAUAUGGCAGCUUGCGGAUUGGAAGCCAGUCGACGCGAUUCGAUGCACAGCAUGGAAAGCGAAGAAGACUUCAACGACAACAUAGUGAAAGUGAUGGCUCAGUUCGCAGCUGAGAUGUUGGAAGUCCUGGACAAGUUGAACGCGAGAUCGUUCUAUUCGUCGAAACCCUACAGAUUGAGAAUUGGAAUAUCACAUGGAGAGGUGACAGCGGGUGUAGUAGGCGCUCAAAAACCAUUGUACGAUAUUUGGGGUGACGCUGUGAACAUGGCGUCGAGGAUGGACACUACCGGUGUUCCUGGGAAGAUACAGGUUACAGAGGAAACCGCGGCUGUGCUCGAACAGCAGGGUGUCAGGUGCCACCUGCGAGGAUCCACGUACGUGAAACCGAAAGGAUUCGUGACGACGUACUUCGUGGGAAUCGACGAGAACCGGAAACUUCAGCGAACGGAUUCCAUCGAAGAGACCUAUCUGUGAUCAAAA